Messenger RNA from Ooceraea biroi (clonal raider ant), 5005 nucleotides. RefSeq lists its product as uncharacterized. Lineage: Eukaryota; Metazoa; Arthropoda; Insecta; Hymenoptera; Formicidae. The record is from RefSeq and is a predicted model, not a curated record.
GCGGGUAAUUCGCCACGUUGAGAUUUUCUCUUCGCGAGUUUCUAAGUCGAUUGACAGGUCUACUGUAACAAUAAAAUGAUAGCGAGCCUACAUUUAUUCGCAUCUAAAUUCAGAUUGUUAUUAUUAUGUUCAUAUAAUUUUAGGAGGGAAGUACAGUUGGUUUUUACUAGCUUCAAAUACUUUUACUAGUAUUCGCUGUUAUUAUGCGUGACAUAUCAAUUAACAUUUUAUGUGAAUUUAUCUGCAGUUCAAUUUCUCACCCACUUCUCCUAAAACAUAUAUCGCAAUCUCAAAAAAUUCGAAGAAAGAAUUCGCCGUGUUCUCAAUAACGGAUACAUUCGUUUCGCUCCGAUCGCUCACGGAUCAUAGCGGAUCUGCCGCGACCGCUCGCAGAGAUCGAUAGAUCUUCCCGUGUGAGUGGAUUUUCCGCUUGUAUCGCGAUAUCUCUCCGAUAAGGUGUCCGUUGUGUUUCGUCGCGCGUGGCGAUUUACUUGAGCUGAUCUCCACCGCUUCCAUUAUCCAGCGGCUCACGUUGAUCAUUGUAAUUAGCAUGCGGCUAUUGUUUAGAUUAACGAUCGACGGUGCUGCGCGUUGGCCAUCGUAAAUUCCUCGCCAGAUAGUUUCGCUGUGUGUCUCGGUCUCUCGCUGGCGCAAUCGCACGCAUCCCUGCGCGCUUGCAUAGCCGAAAGAUGAGUCGUUUCUUUACGACGAACAAUUGUGACGAGCAAACGUCUCCCUGCCGAGUAUUUACAACAAUCGUCCUCGACCGUAAAUCUAUAACAUCUAGCAUAUCGCUCUUAUCGCGGAGACAAACUGUGCGAUUUGUGAGAUUACGAGAUAUGAUAAAGCGCUCAAAUUAAUCGCGGCCGCCGUGAUUACAGCUUGAAAAAAUCUUUUAAAAAAUGUUUCAGUAAUGCGAAAUGACAGAGUUUUUGAGAUUUCAAUGAUUGGUGAGUUAGUCAUACGCGUGAUGAAGAAAUCGCGAAAAAAUUGGAAAAAGCUACAAAGCUAUUAUUUUAAGUAAAAAGUAAUCUUUGCAAGUAAUCUUUAUCUCGUUGAUAGCGUUCUGUGAAUAUCAAGGUAUUCCUUCUUGCUAGAACAUGUUUUUCUUUGCUAUGUUUCGUGAGUUAAAGCAAUAGAAUUUUAAUUACGAAGAUGAAAAAAUUAUAAUUAAUUAUUCUGCUUGAACGAACCCUCGUCUUCUUUUAUCUUAGCGAUUCAUCGAUCGCUUUGCAUUGCAUUUUGCAUAAACACCAAUAAAAUAACGAACCAGCAAAUAAAUAUACAAACGAAACAAGUCUUCCUGAAUACUACAGAAAUUAUUUUCUUUUUAAAAUGUUACAUACAACUUUUACAUUGCGUCUAUAUGUAUGCGUACAUCUUUCUUAUAUCUACUUAAUUAAUUAAAAUUUGCUUAUCAAUAAUCUUACUAAGCAAACUUUACUGAAUAUUAAAGCAUUUUCAUUAGUGAGAACAAACAAGAGAGAAUUCAAUGCAACGGUGAUCAUGUCGCGGCCGUCGAGUUUUCCUCAUCAAACGCGAUUCGCUACAUUAUUCGAAUUCCGUGAGGACGGAUGCGCGGCACGCAUCGCUAGAGCUCCUUCGUGACACGGCCAUAAUAGCUUCCGGUCAGAUAUCCAGCGGCGCUCGCUUCCGGUUCCCACCCUUCCACAACUGCGGAAUGAAAAAGGGGAAUUGGUUAAUUCCCCUGUGUUGUUAUAGAUGUAAUCGCGGCGCAAAUAACGUCGUAAAUUCCAGCCCGACGUAUGCGAUUUUUCCCGACACCGAGUCGCCGUCGAGUUGUCGUGCUGACGUUGACGAGAACGCGCUCAAGCCGUUGUGCAACGUGCAUGUAACAUUGUGAUAGCGGCUAGCACGCGAUUGCUUUCGAUGUUUCGCAGCGAUUGUCUUUAUUACUCUACAAAUGGCGGGGAUUCUGCGAGAUAUCGUCGGACCUAACGGAAAUUCGGGAAACCGUAAUCUGUUAUUUCUGCCUGAUGUAAGGAACGAGAGAAGAAAAGUGGAGGAAACGGCAAGGCUUGCGUUAACCACGAAGUCAUCCGAUCCAGCCAUUGCCAUGGAGGACGAGGACUUCGGUUUCACGAAAAGAAAAGAUAACAUCCUUAAGAAGAUCCUCGUCGUUAAUAACGAGCAACCGGACGACGCGGGAAACGUUCGUAAUGCCGAACACUGUUCUCUAUCUAAGACGUCGGAAAUCGUUGGUGGUGGUGGAGGAGGAUCAACAACACCAGCGCCUCCGACCAGGGCCGGAAGCGACGACCGUGAACGCGCAUCAACCGCCGCUGGCUCAGUCGUGCCCAACACGCCGGACAUACCAAACGUGGUGGAGUACCAUCUUAAAGUCAAGCCCAGGUCAACGACGAGAUACUGCCGGCCCGAUAACUUUCCUAAGGAGCAAUCUGAAGAGAUGAAGAAGGAGAAGAAUUCAGCAUCAUCCGAUGAUAAAAAGAAAGACCUCGUAUCGAAGUUGUCGCGUCUAUCAAUAGAUAAUAACGUCUUCGAGGGUUCUACUGAUCUGCCACAAGUGUUUCAGGUGAAGUAUCUGGGAUCCCACGAUGCAAGAGGCCUCUGGGGCAUCAAGCACACGAGGAGGCCCGUCGAUAACAUGGUCUCCGCCGCGAAGGCCUUGCCGACCAACACGAUGCUUCCUCUCAUCAAACUGGUGAUCUCCCAGGAGGGAGUUGCCUUGUUACCGUUGGACAAGAGGAAGCAGGAUGCAAAUCUGUCGAGGAUGUAUCCGAUCGAGACAAUCUCCUAUGGAGUACAGGACCUCGUUUACACCAGAGUGUUCUCCAUGAUAGUCGUUCGGGAGACCGAGAACUUCCGGAGGAUCUCGCCGUUUGAGUGUCACGGUUUUGUCUGCGAGUCCAAGUACUAUGCGAGGCAAUUAACGUACGCCCUCGCCACAGCGUUCGAGAUUUACUCGAAAACCGUAAAGGCGCAGGAGAAACUGGCCCAGGUCAACACCGCCAAGAAAAGAUUCGCGAUCGAUCUCAGAAGUCCCGAGGAGAUCGAGGCGGAUCUCACAAUGGACUCUGAAGCAUAGUUUUAGACACCUGCCGUUAUUCAUUAGACUAAAGUAUGAAUAAGUGCAAAGCUUGUUUUUUUUAAUUUGAAGAAUCUUGAAAAGUCCUACACAAAAGAAGUAACGAAGUCAGUUCAAUACGCGGAGCUUGACGAAAAAUCUAUUCGGAAAAUAUUCGAUUUAGCCCGAUCAAAUGAAGUAGAGUAGAAAACGAAGGAUUAUAUCGUCGACCUAAUUAAACCUUUUAACUCAGAAAAUUACAAUUUUACAGAAAAGCCAAAAAACUGAAAACUUUCGUGAGACUACGAAUCUUAUCUUAAAUAUCUCAAUUUUGUCAAAAAUUGGAGUUAGAAGGUUUUCUACUUAGACCGACGAUAUUCCAAAUAUUCUGUAGAAAGGACGAUACAGGGUAAAAAAUAUAGUAGGUUUUCUCAUCAAAAAGUAUUACCGUAUCUCUGCUGCAGAAGAAAUGCAUUUAUAUCAAGUCAAUUAUUUUCAAUUUUUCACAUUCUAGUACUUUUUAUAUUAAGCAUACAGACUAUACAUAUAAUAAAUAAAUAUUUAUUGCUUGAAAAAUUAAAUUUAGAACAAUAUAUAAUACUAUUUUUCUAGCAAAAAACUAAACUUGACAAAAAAAGGAAAUUUAAUAUAUUUCUGAUAAAGUUGAAUUUAUUACAAUGCAUUUAUAUAGUAAUCUUAUAGGAAAUCGUAUAGAAUAAACAUACAAAUAUUACAAAUAUCGAAAAAUUCAUCAGGAAAUAUUAAUAGUCAUAGAUACGAUCAUUAUAUGUAUUAUCGAGCAUAUUAAGUAUAUCAUUCCUAUUAACAAUCGCGAAGAAAAAAGAAAAUUUUUUUCACAUUAUGAGAAAUGCCAAUAGACAGGGUGUCCUCCCAGACUUACCGAAUCAUCGCUUCAGGGUAAACUUCUGGCGUCAUUCUGAGACGAAAGUUCCUCUGGCAAAAUGUCUGGGACACCCUGUAUAUACAUAUAUAUAUUUUAAUGGAAAUCAGUGAUAUCGGUUUAGAUUUGCUCGCUUAACAUUUCAUCAGCGACACAUUCGAAAACAAAAAAUAUUUAUUGUCAGAGUCUUGUUAUAUAGAUAUGAGUGUUCUUCUUUUCGCAUAAUCGUUGCUUUAUUAUAUUAUCGGCAUUGCGAAAAACUGGAUGGGUCUUGCCUAUCUCAGACAUGAUGGCUAGCUGUCCAAAGAUAUCAAAUAGAAAACAACGAUGGAACGCGGGAGUUGUGGAUGAUGUUUUAAGCGUCGUGGCGACUCGUGCGAUUUCAUGAACAUUUUACGACAAUCGACCAAUCGGACGAUGAUUUUGGAUUUAUUUCUAGCCGCUUUGUGUGUGCGUGUGUGUUUUUAGCUUAAGUCAUUACAUUGAAGCUACUUUUUUACUUUUCAAUGUCGAUGACAACUUUCCAAGAGCACACAUAGAUGACCCGAAAAAGCUUUUUCCUGACUGUUUAAAGCACUUUUAUUAUAGAGUAUAGUACUAUAGUGUUGUUUCUUAUAUGUUAAGUUCUUAUAUUAAGUUAAAAAUUAAUUAAGUUAGAAUUGUAAUUAAUUUAAUUUAAAGUACAAGAGAUCAAUAUCUAAUCUAACAAGAGACCAAUAUCGAUACAUAUCAAUCAUCGUAGAUGCAUAAUGUUGCCAAUAAUUCUGUUUAUAUGUUAUCUGUGUAAAUAUGUUGCCUCUGUUAUUAUUUUUAGUCAGUAAACUUUUCUUUCUGCUUCAUUUCUUUUAUAUUUGUUCUAUUCUAAUUUUUGUACAUGUUGGGCUUGGGACAUCCUGUGUAACAUUUUUCUUUGUAUAAUAAUAGCUUUGCGCUUUAAUUGUAAGAACUAAAUGUAUAUUCACACAGUCUGUACUUAUCUUGUAUUAGCGAUAAUGUACAUGAAACUUUUAUUUUAUUGUAGAGCUUUUCUUAAUAAUAAUUAUCAUAUAUGUAUUUUA